CCCCCGGGCCUCGACUUUGACACAUGUGCUUUAAAUGGACGAUUUCUUGAGACAGCACUGAGAAGCUGCGUCUCUGUGGGAUUUUAGGGGGUGGUGAUAGGAUGGAGGUGGGGCGCUGGGUGAGGGUCCGUCUCCACGUUAGAUCUGAGGGAGCGCGCGAGGCGGAGGCGCACGAACUCCAGUAAGAGCACGCAGACGGAGAGUCGACACGUCUCCGGGAUCCAGGUGCGCGCGGGUCCCCCUCUGCAGUCGUGCUCGCGGGAUAGACUGCAGAUAAUAUGCCCGUUCAUCCUCACGCGUAAAGAUGUGUCCCCUCGCUCUGCUGUGUCUCCUCCGCGUGCUCGUGCUCUCCCGCAGCAGCAGCAUCUCGGAGCGCUCCGCGGUGCCCCGCGCGGCGUCCCGCUCCGUGGCGCGCAUGGAUGGAGACGUGAUCAUCGGCGCGCUCUUCUCCGUCCACCACCAGCCCUCCGCGGAGAAGGUGGCAGAGCGGAAGUGCGGGGACGUGCGGGAGCAGUACGGGAUCCAGCGGGUGGAGGCCAUGUUCCACACGCUGGACCGGAUCAACGCGGACCCGAACCUGCUGCCCAACAUCAGCCUCGGCUGUGAGAUCCGGGACUCCUGCUGGCACUCCUCCGUCGCCCUGGAGCAGAGCAUAGAGUUCAUCAGGGACUCUCUCAUCUCCAUUCGAGAUGACAAGGACGGCUCCAAAUGGUGCAUUGAUGGAACCCCGUCCAACCAUCCACCACCUUCCAAGAAACCCAUCGCUGGGGUGAUCGGACCCGGAUCCAGCUCUGUGGCCAUCCAGGUUCAAAACCUGCUGCAGCUGUUCAACAUCCCACAGAUCGCGUACUCUGCCACCAGCAUCGAUCUGAGUGAUAAGACUUUGUACAAGUACUUUCUCAGGGUGGUUCCUUCAGACACCCUGCAGGCCCGGGCCAUGCUGGACAUUGUCAAGCGGUACAACUGGACCUACGUGUCUGCGGUCCACACUGAAGGAAACUACGGGGAGAGCGGCAUGGAGGCCUUUAAGGAGCUGGCCUCUCAGGAAGGCCUGUGCAUCGCCCACUCCGACAAAAUCUACAGCAACGCAGGCGAGAAGCACUUUGACCGCCUUUUGAGGAAAUUACGAGAACGUCUACCCAAAGCUCGCGUGGUGGUGUGUUUCUGCGAGGGCAUGACUGUCCGCGGUCUCCUCAUGGCCAUGAGGCGGCUCGGGGUGCACGGAGAGUUCCUCCUUGUCGGCAGUGACGGCUGGGCGGAUCGGUACGAAGUCGUGGAGGGCUACGAGCUGGAAGCAGAAGGAGGAAUCACCAUGAAGCUGCAGUCGGCGGUGGUCAAGUCCUUCGACGACUACUAUCUGAAGCUGCGCCUGGACACCAACACCAGAAACCCCUGGUUUGCAGAGUUCUGGCAGUAUCGGUUCCAGUGCCGCCUGGCUCGCCAUCCGCAGGAGAACAAGAAUUACAAAAGAGUCUGCUCUGGAAAUGAGAGUCUGCAGGAAAACUAUAUUCAGGAUAGUAAGAUGGGCUUUGUCAUCAAUGCCAUCUAUGCCAUGGCUCACGGCCUUCACGACAUGCACAAGGAGCUGUGCCCAGGCCAACCAGGCCUCUGUGAGGCUAUGGAUCCCAUUGAUGGCAGUAAGCUUCUGGACUACCUGCUCAAGACAUCCUUCAGAGGAGUCUCAGGGGAGGAGAUCUAUUUCGAUGAGAAUGGAGACACCCCAGGCAGGUAUGAUAUUAUGAAUCUGCAGAGUGUGGGUGAGGAGCGCUACGACUACCUAAAUGUGGGUUCCUGGCAUGAGGGCAUCCUGAACAUGGAUGACAAUAAGCUGUGGAUAAACAGCAGUGAUAUGGUUCGCUCUGUGUGCAGUGACCCCUGCUCGAAAGGACAGAUAAAGGUGAUAAGGAAGGGUGAGGUGAGCUGCUGCUGGAUUUGCACCACAUGCAAGGACAACGAGUAUGUGCAGGAUGAAUUUACCUGCAAGGCGUGUGAGCUGGGAUGGUGGCCUGAUGAAGAGCUUGCAGAAUGCCAGCCCUUACCAUUGAAGUAUCUUGACUGGGCAGAUGUGGAGUCCAUCGUUGCAGUAGCCUUCUCCUGCGUGGGCAUCCUGAUCACCUCCUUUGUCACCUUUGUGUUUAUCCAGUACCGCGAUACGCCUGUUGUAAAGUCCUCCAGCAGAGAACUGUGUUACAUUAUCUUAGCAGGGAUCUUCCUGGGUUACAUCUGUCCCUUCACACUGAUCGCCCGUCCUACGGUGGCCUCCUGCUACCUGCAGCGGCUCCUGGUCGGCCUUUCAUCCGCCAUGUGCUACUCUGCUCUGGUGACUAAAACCAAUCGAAUCGCCCGCAUUCUAGCCGGCAGUAAGAAGAAGAUCUGCACCAGGAAGCCGCGUUUUAUGAGCGCCUGGGCUCAGGUGAUUAUCGCAUUCAUGCUGAUCAGUGUGCAGCUAACUCUGGAGAUCACACUCAUCAUCCUGGAGCCUCCUGAACCUGUCAAAUCCUACCCAAGUAUUCGUGAGGUCUAUCUCAUCUGCAAUACCAGCAACUUAGGCAUGGUGGCACCGCUUGGUUACAACGGGCUGCUAAUCAUGAGCUGCACCUACUAUGCCUUCAAAACGCGGAACGUCCCAGCCAACUUUAACGAAGCGAAAUAUAUUGCCUUUACAAUGUACACUACCUGCAUCAUCUGGCUGGCAUUUGUGCCCAUUUACUUUGGUUCCAACUACAAGAUCAUAACUACAUCCUUCUCAGUCAGCCUGAGUGUGACAGUGGCGCUAAGCUGCAUGUUCACACCCAAAAUGUACAUUAUCAUCGCAAAGCCAGAGCGGAAUGUCCGAAGCGCCUUCACAACCUCUGACGUGGUGAGAAUGCAUGUCGGAGACGGAAAAUCUGCAGCUCAGUGUGGCAGCAACAGCUUCCUUAAUAUAUUCCGGCGGAAGAAGGCGAUUUCAGGGAAUGCAAAUUCUAAUGGCAAGUCUGUGUCAUGGUCUGAAUCAGGUGCAAGACACCCUCCGAAGGGGGGGAAUGUGUGGCACAGACUGUCUGUGCAUGUGAGGAAACAGGAAGCCGGCUUGAAUCAGACAGCGGUCAUCAGGCCCCUAACUAACACCCCCGACCCCCACAGUUGUGAGCCCCCAACUGCCAACCUGGGCACAGACCCCCAUCUUCACCAAGAACCACCGGCCUCUAAACACCUGUGCAACUUGGCGGAGGAAGACGACGAAGCCGAAGCACGGCGCCCCCUCUGCUCCCAAACCCCCUCAGAACAAACUCAAGGACUGAAAUCGGAUUUAGAUGAGCAAGCUUACGCGCCCUAUAACCCGACGGGCCCCACCGCAGAGCGCUUGCAGGGGUCCCGCACUGCCAGGGAAGCUAAAUCCGCCUCGUUUCAGCCCCUCCGAGUGUUUGAAGAAGAGGGGCCCGAGGAUGAAGAACUGGACCUCUUACACAGCUAUAUUUACGAUGCCAAGGAGGAGAGGGAGGGGGAAGAUGGGGAAGGUGAGGACUUAACUCGCAACAAAGCAGGUCUGGAGGACUCCUUUGCCUUGUCGCCCCCCUCCCCCUUCAGAGACUCCGUCUGCUCUGGGGAGUCCAUCAAUGGCUCUCCUGUUAUUGAGCUUGGUAGCCCUCCAAGCUCCGCCUACACCUCAGACAUGCUCCGUGACUUUGCACACAGCUCCUCAACACUGUGACACUGGCGCAGUCAGCAUCGCACGCGGAUCUACACACCAUGACGUUUAGAGUUUGAUCGAGGGAUUUUGCUUACUUUAUUUAUUACUUUCAUUUGUAAGUUGUUAACCAAAAGUGUAAGAAGUUUAUUCAUGAAGCAAAGCCUUUUAGCCAAAUGUAAAGCUGGAAACAGUGCCAAAACUCGCCAAAUUUUGAUGAAUGAUACCUCACUUAGGAUCAUUACAUCAUCUCCAAUGACUUGACAAACCUCUUAAGAUUUCAAUUUUAUUUAAAACCAGUUAUUAGUAGGGCUGGGUAUCGAUUAUAAUUCCCAGAAACGAUUUGAUUCCGAUUUUUUUUUUCGAUUCUUCAGUUCAAUUUCGAGUUUAUACAUUUAUACACAUUUGUUUAGAAAUACAUGAUACUGUAUAAUUUGAAUAUAUUUAUAUUAAUUGAUACAGUUCACAUACUGUAAAAUUUAUUAGUGAAAUAAUGAAAAUAGAAUAUACUGUUACGUGGUUUCACAAACGGAGACGCUCCGAUUGUUCUGCUUCUCCUGGAGGGCGUUUCAGUUUGGCCACUAGGUGGCGAUCGCGCUACAGCAUUACACCUUAUUCCAGAAGAAGACAGUAUGAGGAAAAAACGAUGUUUAAAGAAAAAUGUCCUUAUUAGAGUUUGGAAAAUUCGUCAAUUCAGCCAGCAAUGAAUGUUUAUGUCGACUGAGCGUUAGCAUUAGCCGUCCAAUGGGAAAUUCCAUUAAACUUUAGCAUCAAGCUAGCGGACUUUGAUUAUUGAUCUAUUAAGCUUAAAUCGAUUCAAAUCGAUUAAUGGAUUUUAUGAACCCAGCCCUAAUUAUUAGCUCUUCCCUUCACUGGUGCACACUCCGUCUAUAAGUGUGGCAACCAGAGCUGCUUUAUAAAACAUUCACUUUCGAUGAUCUGCCUACACAGUUUUCCCCAGACCUCAUUAAGACAAUAAAAAAACUUUCAGAAAAUGUAAUUACGUUGGUUGAAUACUGCAUUUUAAGUGUGCUCAUCUUUAAAAUAUCCUUAAGGAACUGAAGACUUGCGCUGUAUCGUGUGACAUGGACAUACAAACGUCGUUCUGAAACUCCAUCCUGGCUUCAGAUUUACUGAUAAAGGAAGGCUGCAGAUGUUGUUUAUUCUGUUUACACUCAAUCAUAACCCUGAGAACAAAGUAUUUCAGCAAUGGGAUGUGAAAAAACUUUUGCUUUUCAUGCUGUGCUGAUAUUUCUCAUGUUUUCUGAGAUUGUUGUCAUGUAAUGGAAACACAGUACAAGUUGUACUACUUCUCAAAGUUUGUAAUACUGUUAAGCCAUCUUUUGUUUUUCACACAGGUGGUAUGUUUGUAAUACUGAUACAUGUUUCUAUAUUUAGAAUGUAAAGAUAAAAGAAAAAAAGAAGUUUAUACAUUUUAAAACUUGUCUUCUGAAACUUGUCAAGAUGUUUGAUUUAUUUUGGCAACUAUUACGCUAACCUGAGUGAAAACAUUUGGUUGUAACCAAUGAUUAUUAUGCUUCUUGUAUUGGGAUUAUACAUGUUACAGUUUUGCUUAAAUCCUGCUAUAAGCUUAAGAAAUUUAUUUCAGGUUAAGUUUCUUAGUUCUAUUAUCUAGAAAAUGCAAAUUAUUUCAAAGUACGACGCCACACCGUACCCACUGUAGUGCAGUUAUACUGUAUUUUUCAAAUGUUUUUAGUCAAUUAUAGUGUAAGUUGGUAAAUCGGUUUAAUCUAAUGUAACAUAUACAAGGUGCAGGCUGUCUAACACAGCUAAGUCUAAGAUGAUACAGGCCUUUAUGUUUUGAGUGAGCUGAACAUGGAAAAAUGCUGUAAAAUAAAAAUUAUUUAUAUUAA
Messenger RNA from Oryzias melastigma (Indian medaka), 5541 nucleotides. It is a transcript of the gene grm1a, whose product is annotated as glutamate receptor, metabotropic 1a. Gene Ontology annotation, biological process: regulation of synaptic transmission, glutamatergic; G protein-coupled glutamate receptor signaling pathway. Gene Ontology annotation, cellular component: postsynaptic density membrane. Bases 305 to 3691 code for a protein of 1128 amino acids. Lineage: Eukaryota; Metazoa; Chordata; Actinopteri; Beloniformes; Adrianichthyidae. Gene Ontology annotation, molecular function: adenylate cyclase inhibiting G protein-coupled glutamate receptor activity; G protein-coupled receptor activity involved in regulation of postsynaptic membrane potential. The record is from RefSeq and is a predicted model, not a curated record. The transcript has 9 exons.